This is a messenger RNA of Penicillium manginii, 1176 nucleotides long. RefSeq lists its product as uncharacterized. Bases 1 to 1176 code for a protein of 391 amino acids. The transcript has 3 exons. The record is from RefSeq and is a predicted model, not a curated record. Lineage: Eukaryota; Fungi; Ascomycota; Eurotiomycetes; Eurotiales; Aspergillaceae.
AUGGCAGUAACUCAAGGUGCAGAGGUUCAAGCUCAGAACUCUGCAGCUGAUCAAGAUACUAGAAGCUCUGUACACGAGAACGAGGAUGAAGAACAAGAUGGAGAGGAAAAUGAAAGUGAUGAGGAAGAGGAUAGCAGCUCCGAUAUCAUCCAUGAGCCGAAAUCCUCGACCAAGGAAAAGCAAAAGCCAACAGAAAACACCAAGAAAAGCAAUACCAGAGAUUUAGUCUCCCACUCCAUCGAAUUCAAAAUAGAAUGCCUGUACGGGGACCCGGAAUCUCUUCCAGACGAGGCUAUGCAUAACCUCAACGACCACCACGAGAUAAACCCAGACAGCCCCCCCACCAAACUCGAGCCGCAGCGAAACGAGCUUGAGAUUUCUGUUUUCCGAAUCUCGGCCGCGAGCAAAGAUUCCGGAUCUCGAUGGCACAUGAAUUACGCCUUGCAGGUCCCGCAUGCAGCAGGGGAGACUGGCGAGCCGAUCGUAUACACGAGGAGCAUCUCAAGGGCCUCGGGAAAGAUGUCAUUGGGCUAUGCGUGGGAUGGUCAAGAUCAGCAAUUCGCCGCAGACCCAUGCGCAAUUCGCUUCUAUGUUCCUGAGAAAGCGGCCAAUGAUGCGAAGGAGGACUAUUUUGACACUGCAUUCUUGGAUCUUACGGAAAGUCAGCGUGAAUUUAUCAUGCAAGACCUGGAGCAGAAAGCUAGGGGUCGCUCCAAGUGCAAAGAAACUGCUCAAUUCUCCGCAGUAAAGCCUGAAGUUUCUCGGAUCGGGAUGCGCCGGCCUGAAAAGAGGCUUAAAACAGAAGGAGAAGCCGUCGUUUUGAAGGAAGGCUUCGCUGCAAGGCCCGGGGCGAUGCCGAGACUUCUCGGUUCGGCUCGUGUGAGACUACUCUCUGAGGAGAGUGAUCACGCCCGUGUUUUCUCUUUGGAUGGCUGUGACAUCAAAUCUCUCUUCGGAAAAGCGAGGGAGUUUUUCGGCGUUAAGGACCCGGAAAAGGAGAUCUCUCUGGUCUGUAGGGCUCCUGGGUUGGGCUCGCGCAGGUAUAUCGGAGAGGAUUGUGAGGAUGAGUUUAGUUUGCUUUGUCACGAUGUGCGGAAGCUUUCUAUUGCGGAAAGCGGAUCGAUCGAGAUUACCGUGAAGCCUGCCGCGCCGGAGCGCAUUCAACAAAGUGGUUAA